CAGUGUCACCAACAUAACCACAUAAAAGGGUCGUAUGUUUUAUCCAGUAGGUACAAUGACGCGAUGCUGCCGAAGAAGAUUAUCAAAAAAAUUCCUGGGAAUAUAUUGGAACCUUCACGUCGUGAAAAGCAAGGAUAUAUUGAUGACUUGAACACAAAAACCAAAGCAGAAUUGCUUGAACUCGUAGAAAGACAAGACAAGCUUCUUACUAAUAACAUUCUGUUUUGCAGAAGUUUCUUGAGGAAGUUACCAGACAAAGGUGAGAAAAUAUCAAAAUUUCGAACCCUGCUAGCAGAAGAACUGUCACGGAGAGAUGAAGUUGAAAAAGUAUGUGACAAAUUUUCUGGUUUAAAUGUUGGGAAGUCUGGUAUGUUGGAUGAGAUAGAAUGGACAGGAAAGUAUUCUCAAACUGUCCGUGAGAGCCCUCUGUUGGACAGUGAUGAUGAAAGUGAUGAAGAAAGAAACCCACUCAAAAUACUCGCAACCCAGUCUGGAGUUGGCACAUACAAGAAACGGUAUGUGACUGAAGAACCAGAAGAAAGACUUAUUAAGCCUGAAGAUCUGAAGGACGCGGAAUAUAGUGUUAGUAACAGAAGAGAAGGAAGUGAACCAAUGGAAGAUGCUUAUGUAAAACAUUUGUGUGAUAAAUUUGAAAAACAAAGAGAAAAGAAGAGGGAGCCAUUUAGAACUCACCGUAUAACAAAAACAAAACCAGAUGAACAGUCAGUUAACAUUCAGCAGAGCAAGAAGCCCUUGGGCCCACACUGGGAGGUAACAGCUGCCACCCCACCACCACCCAUUCAUGGAGACGUGAAACUUAUCAACUUACAGGAGUCUCUUCAUCUUCAGAAAGAGCAGGCAGAAAAAUUAAAGGAUAUCCAAGCUAAGCAAGCAGCUGAGAAACUGAAGUCUCAGUUGGGCCUGAUGAUGGGUAAUACAUUAUUAGAUCCAUCCCUGCACUUAGGGUAUCGUGACGAGCCCCAUCACACAGAUUCAAGCAGCAGUUCAGAAGAUGAAAUGGCCAAUAGUGAGGGCGAACAAGAAGAUGAAGAGCCAGAAAAGGAUGGCGCUGUUGUUUAUAAUAUUGUUGAUUAAACUUUUGAAAAGAGUUACUGCAGGAUUGGCCAUGUUAUGGUUCAAUGAAUUAUUUAUAGAAUUUCAGAAUUUUGAAAGAUGAUGGCAACUGUAAUUAAAGAACUGACUUUGAUGUAAAUUGUACCAUAUUGGUACACCAUACAUAAUAAACCAUUUAUUAAAAUUAU
Molecule: messenger RNA, 1262 nt
Organism: Cryptotermes secundus
Lineage: Eukaryota; Metazoa; Arthropoda; Insecta; Blattodea; Kalotermitidae
Gene: Polr2M
Product: DNA-directed RNA polymerase II subunit GRINL1A
Exons: 3
Coding region: 64-1095 (343 amino acids)
Biological process (GO): transcription elongation by RNA polymerase II
Cellular component (GO): nucleus
Molecular function (GO): transcription elongation factor activity
Source: RefSeq, a predicted model, not a curated record